Messenger RNA from Rhagoletis pomonella (apple maggot), 2066 nucleotides. RefSeq lists its product as uncharacterized. NCBI's taxonomy places the organism in Eukaryota, Metazoa, Arthropoda, Insecta, Diptera, Tephritidae. The record is from RefSeq and is a predicted model, not a curated record. The coding region runs from base 895 to 1947 and encodes 350 amino acids. The transcript has 4 exons.
AAAUACAAGCUUUUCUUCGUGAAAAUAAAUCAAAAGUCUUGCAUACGUUACAGUUAGUGUAAAUAAAACUUUUACUAUCCGGCUUGGAUUCUUAACCAUAAAUGAAAGCUGACUACCCGCUGGAGACUUCACUUGCAAUGCCGCUUGCUUGUCACUUAUCGUUUUGACAGUUCGGCACACUUUCCUGGCAUUUUCUCUUUCACUAUUCGUCGUUUUGCUAGAACAGAGAGCGAGUGCAACAUUCUCAACAUUAAUGAAUAUCGUGCAUUGGUUUCUGGUUUUGGGAGCCUGCCGAAGCAGCCUAACGUACAGUCGAUGUGCGAGUGCGUCCCGGUGCGUUUCAAUCCCCGUUAAAUAGAUGGCUCUUCUUUUAUUCACAGCCUGAAAAACAGGAAAGAAAACCAUUUAAAAAAGUAAAAAAAAAAUUACAGGUGAAAACUGAAAGCCGUAGCCUUCGUAUAUGCUUUUUAAAAAUACCGGCUAAAUUUGGUCACCACCACUCUAGCCAACAAAAAAAACAGCAAACAUUAAGAUCUGCACAACAUUGCUUUGGAUGGCAAUGAUAAAAGCAAAGCAUCAAUUAAACAUGUUAGAGCCAACGCUGGGCAACAUUGAAAUAACAUAAAAUCUACAAAGAAGUAAUAAUUGUGCUGCAUAGUCGCGAAAAAACUUGGAUGGGGCGAGGAGGUGUUGAAUGAUUUGGAAAACUAACGUGUAUCAUAUCACCCGUGCGUUAAGGUUCCCGCAGUCAAUUUUGUUUAGAAAAACGAAUAGAAACUUCAAAUGCCAAAAUUUUAAUAUCUUCUUCGUUACGCACAAGUAAAGUGAACGUGAAUCUAAAGCACCCACCAAAAUCCGAUAGAUUUAUAAAUAUAUACAAAAAAAGUGAACGAAAUGUUUUCUUGCUGCCGCGCUAAAACUAAAAAAGACAAAAAUAAUAAGAAGAGUGAUGUGCAAGAAACAAAAGAUGAAGUAACGAAUGACCGAAAACGAAUUAUACCAACGAUAAAAAUUGAAACCGGCAAAACGAGUGAUUCCAACGAUGAAGAAACAGAUUCAUCUCCACCACAAAACGGAAAUAAAGCUGAAAAUGUUGCGAAUAAUACGAAUUCAAUAUUACACAGUGAAGUAGCGGAAGCCGAGGAGGCGACAAAAAGUGCAGCGACGGAUAUUACAGCCGAUUCUCAUUUAGCGGAAGCAAUUGCGGAUAGGGCCCAAAGUGAUGAACAGAAGAAGUCCUCACCGACGAGCGUUAGCAUCGAUAAAAGUUCCAAUACAACACAAGAUAAAAUAAAUUCCGAUGAAACUUCAACAGUAGCCACUGCGAACUCUGCAGUAACUGCGACUUUGGCGAAUCAUGAAGCACCGGAGAAUGAAGUUACUACUGGUUUGAAUGGCCAAGCCGAGGCUAUUGCAGGCACCACACCAGUUAAAAGUUGCCUGUCGCGUCACAAUUCCACGCAUACAUCGAUAAAAAAGAAGGUGAAUAUCAGCUCACAUACUGAAAUAAUCGAACCAGAUCCCCUGCCUCCGCCUCCAUACGAUCCCAUUGCAUUGGCUGUUGACGACGAUGAUGUCUUCUCCGAUUCACUGCCCCCGCCAAAACGUGAAAGUAUGUGCGCACCCUAUAUCGAGCCCAGUGAAGUUCCAGAGACGGCGGCAUAUGCCCAUGGGCUGCCCGAAUGGUUCAACGAUGAAAGAAUUAAUGACAUCGGUUGCAUUGAGCCACCUGUUACGCCUGUUGGCCGCGACGAGCUGGAACUGAGGCGCCAGCGUCUGUACACAGACCUUUUACGUGCCGCACAUGCAGCCGUGGAGCAUAACGUGCGCUUUACCCCGUUUGCAACUGAUUUUCUCCAUCCACAUCAACUGUAUCAGAUGGAUGCCAGAGAAGGCGACGGAGGAGUAGAAGUUAGAGGUGAUCGACUCUUAUAUGAACUUAAGUAAAAUGCAGUUUUCAUAAUGUUAUUAUUUUAUCACCAACUCGUAUGUAUGCAUAUACAGUGAUGGCCACGUAACUAGAGACACUACUUUUUUUAAGUUUGGACCAUUUAUUUUUUCUUUAU